Drepanopeziza brunnea f. sp. 'multigermtubi' MB_m1 is the source of this 5235-nucleotide messenger RNA. The record is from RefSeq and is a predicted model, not a curated record. Lineage: Eukaryota; Fungi; Ascomycota; Leotiomycetes; Helotiales; Drepanopezizaceae.
AUGUUACCUCUUCCCCUUCUCACUUUUGGACUUGACCCUCAGUGCUUCACUUUGUUCUGCGCAUCAAAGCUUCUCCGAGAGAGAGAAGAACACGCUCUUUGGUUACAUACAACUUUCCCUAAACAACACUCAUUUGAUCGUUCACUAUACAUCGACAACGAAUUUGCAGCGCCACUAGUCGAACCUUGCUGUCAGCAGACAGCGGAAGGUUGCGAGUAUGCAGAACCCGAAGGUGUUUCUGUACGCUUGCUUCCUCGUUUUAAUAUCACUGGUGCAUCUCUCCGAUGGACAAGGCGUUACUACCAGUUCUUUGGUUCAUUCACUGAUGCUAAUAUCAAUCUCGUCAACGUCUUUGUGGAUGGGGUUUACUACGGUUACAACUACGACGUGGGUCAAUGUCUGCAAAAUUGUGCCGGUCUGUUCGGGGGCGACGUACCCCUCUCCCCUCUACAAUUUGCUGCCAUAUCUAAUGGAGGUCUUUGCCAGUGUGGUGCUUCGCUAGCACCUCCAUUCGGGACGGAUCAUGUCAGACAGUUCGACAAUGUAGCAGCAACAGGUGCAGGAUCUGCUUGUAAUAUCAACCCGAACGAGUAUUGCGGUGCUCCAGGAUAUACUCUAGUCUACAGUCUGCGGUCAGCGAAUUUGUUUCCAGGAUCUAUCUCGAAUCCUUGGAUCAACCCUGGAAACGGCCAGUGGGGUUAUGCUGGGACUUUUAGUGACCCCGAAGCCAACUCCGUUUUCCAGAUCAGAAGUGAUGAUUCGUCCGAUCCGAUAGUUUUGAGAAAUUUCGUCGACGUCGCUACCUGUCUUGAUUUCUGUAGUUUGAACGGUCGCAAUCUUGCAGACGCGCCCACGGCCGGGACAUCUACGACUUGGCAAUAUGCGGGUCUCAUCAACGGAGGAGGAUGUGUCUGUGGUAAUGGGCUUGAGGUGGGCGCUACCUUGGUGGCAAACAGCCUGGCUUCCAGCCCUUGUAACGAAAAUGCCUUCGAGUUCUGUGGUGGCCCCCAGUACAUGCAGGUGUACUCGAAUAGGGCUUACCCGGCUGCUGCCACUUCGUCCACGAGUGUGCUUGGUACCUCCACUUUACGCAGCACGAUUGCCACAACGACGAGCCUCGUGCCGACCACCACUAGAGCAUCGACGCUACAAUCUACCGGCAUCUCUACGCGGAUUACGACCUCUGCUAGCAGCAGAAUUCUGACGUCUACGACAUCUGCAUAUAUUUUAAUUGCUAAUUUCGCAGUCAACUCUACGCGGAUUACGACCUCUGCUAGCAGCAGAAUUCUAACGUCUACGACACCUGGCAUCUCUACGCGGAUUACGACCUCUGCUAGCAGCAGAAUUCUGACGUCUACGAUACUUGGCAUCUCUACGCCGAUUACGACCUCUGCUAGCAGCAGAAUUCUAACGUCUACGACACUUGGCAUCUCUUCGCCAAUUACAACCUCUGCUAGUAGCAGCAUUCUGACGUCCACGACACCUGCUCUAUCAACAUCAACAACUAUAUCAAUAUGGUCGCCCCCAACUGCCUUCCCCGCGUUCAACCCGGGAAACAAUAUUUACGAAUUAGACGGAACAUACAGUGAUCCGUCCCAGACAUUGGGGUCAGCUAGGAUCGUUUUAGGAGCCAACUUUGAUGUUGAUCAGUGCUUGUAUGAAUGUCUGAAUUAUGCCGAGGCCUCAGAGACAAUCAAUCCAGCUCCUUACGCUCUUUUGAGUGCAACCGGGAUCUGUACAUGUGCCUCUGCAAUUCCAGCUUCAGAUGGAGUAACAGGGAUCAAGCAGUUGGACAACGUUGCAGCAACGAUAUCGGGGCCCUGUUUGAUCAACCCGUACGAAUAUUGUGGAUCCGCCGGAUUCACGCUUGUUUACAGAGUCCGGACAACUUUCUUGACUUCCGGCUCUAUAUCCACUCCCUACAUCGUUCCCGGAAACGGCCAAUGGAGUUACGACGGACUUUACAGUGACCCUUUGAGAAUAAGUCCGUUUGUGACCCGGCAAGAUGGCUUGGCAACAACACUUGUCGUGCGCACGCAAGUGGACAUUGGUAGUUGUUUGGCCAGUUGUGGACUGAAUGGUCAUCUUCUGGGUGAUGUCUAUGGCCAGAGUACCGACUUUCAAUAUGCUGGUAUCACAAGCGGAGGGGCGUGUAUAUGUGGUUCUGGGCUCCAGCCCUCUGCACAAAGGGUAGCUGACAGCCUGGCAACCGUACCCUGUACCGGCAACAGUUAUGAGUUGUGUGGUGGCGUGGCCCAGAUGCAGGUGUAUUCAAACAGGGCUUAUGCGGCGAUAUUGUCGUCGAGGAUAUCAACUAUUCCGGCAUCCUCUUCUAGCGCAUCCGUCACUGCCUCGACAGCCGUCCCGACGCCGUCGAGUUCAUCAAACAUACUACUGCCCAGAGCCAGUACGAUCCUCUCUACGAGUGGUGGCAGCUCCUCUUCUAGUACUUCCACACUAUCUUCGUCAACCUUGCUGCCAGCCACCUCCAGCGCAUCGGCGCUUCAAUCUAGCUCGACCCUACUGGCCCAGAUUUCGAGCACAGGCCUCUCUUCAACAGGAGCUCUUACGAGCUCUAUAUUGUCGUCCUUGAACCCGUCCUCUACCGAAACUCUCACGAGCUCCAUAUUGUCGUCUUUGAGCCCGUCCUCGACAGGAGUCUUUGAGAGCUCUACGUUGUCAUCCUCGACCAUACUAGCCCCUACCUCCAGUUCAUCUUCGAUUCUUUCAGUCCUUGUCAGCUCGAGUCUAGGAUUAAGUUCUCGCGAGCUCUACGUUUUCCUCUUUGAGCCCGUCCUCGACAGAAGCUCUCGCGAGCUCGAUAUUGUCGUCCUUGAGCCCGUCCUCGACACAAGUUCUCGCGAGCUCCAGUUUAUCCUCGACUUUUUCAAUCCUUCAGAAGCUCUUACUAGCUCUAUAUUAUCGUCCUUGGGCCCGUCAUCUUCACCAGAAGUUCUCCCGAGCUCUACAUUAUCGUCAUUGGGCCCGUCAUCUUCAAUAGAGGUUUUCCCGAGCUCCAGUUCAUCUUCGACUCUUUCAGUCCCUGUUAGUUCGAGUCUAGGAUUGUCAUCUUCAGCAGAAGCUCUCACUAGCUUUACAUUGUCGUCCUCGGCUCCAUCGGCCCAGGUCUCGAGCCCGAGUCUCUCUUCCUCGACUACAGACGCUCUCACAAGUUCCAGCAUCUAUCUGUCUACCGUAUCAACCGUAGAAGCUUCCAGCUCUCCCAGGGUAGCCUCAAGUUCGGCCUUGCUGGAGACUUCUUCAGCCCUUGCGAGCAGUUCUGCCGGCCUUCGGUCAUCUACUCCUUCUUUGACUGCUCGAUCGAGCAGCGGCUCUUCGACACCGGAAAUAUCUUCUACGGAAGGGGCCAGCUCAUUCUCCAGUUCAGCAAGCAUCAACAGCCUUAGCACAUCCAUUCUCCCGUCUACUUCAGCAGAGACCUUGCUCUCGUCGAGAACCACAAACUCCCUUGCCUCGACAACGAGUCUCAACGUCCCCAGUGGAUCCUCUGUCUGUAACACGGAAACUCUCUCCAAUAUACCCGGAACCCUCGAUGUCUAUACCAGAUUUUUUGUCGGAUACGCGGCGAGGGAGAGGUUAACCUACCCUGGCUCCGAUGUAAACCCUCCGAUCUCCACCACCUUACCCAACACAGGCAACGAUUGCAACGCCAUCACCGCUUGUGCCGCAUUUAAUUCCUACGUUGGUGGCCACAUCAAUGUAUAUUUCGACAUAGAAGCGAACGUCUUCACUUGUGUUUCUUUCCCAGGCCCCAACUUUGAUCCUUCUACUUUCAUCGACCUAGACUUUCGCGUUGGUGUAUCGUACGGAUUUUCGACUCCCUCCCUGUCGGUCUCGUCACGCUCUUUCAUUGCUACUUCAUCGACAAAUUCAUUCGUAGCCAGUGCGAGCAGUCUGACUAACUCCUUGUCCCUUACAUCGAGUAACUCAGCAACAUCCACAGCACUCCAGAGCACGCAAGGGGGUUCGUCGAGCGCCGUUUCGUCUGAGAGCACUACUACGGCCCAGAUUUCGAGCUCCACGGCCGCAUCCCCUACGGGAGAAAGUAGCAGCCAAUACUUGCCUGAGUCAUCAGCGCAGCUUCUCACGCAGAGUUCGAGUGCUGCAUUCAGCCUCUCUACACCAGAGAGUCUCGGAACCACUCAAGCCUCGUCGUCUCUCUCUCUUUCUUCAUCGGUGGAAAGCACGGCUAUCCAGAGUACUGUCGCAGCAAUUAUCUCAUCGGAGAGUAGCUUUGCAACUAUUCUAUCUUCCCUGGUCUCUGAGUCUGCGUCGCUGGCAAGCUCUCAAGCACUGUCACUGCCUACAAGCGAGAGCUCUACAGGCACUGUCACUUCUGCAGAAAGCUCCGGGUUCAGCACUGAAUCUGCUACGGCUCCUCUGUCCGUCACUUCGGGCAGUCUGGCGUCGCCAAGCAGUCUGAAUGUUGACAGUUCGACCGCUCUUACAUUGGAACCAUCUGUCACAAGUUCGGCUCCUGCCAGUGGUAGCUUGACAGAUGAAACCUCGUCUGCUUUUAGCACCGGUGUUGCGUCCCAGAGUGGUUCUUUUGCGUCUCUAAGUUUUGGGACCGUCUCCCAGCUCACCGGUACUGCCCCUUCGUCGGACAAUGGAGCAACCAUUUCCACCGGUGCUGUUUCACAAUCAACAUCUCUGGUGAUCAGAGAUGCGUCAUCUAUAGCUUCUUCCGUGACAAACCCGUCAAGCGCAAGCACUGAAGGUUUGUCUGUCGAACCUUCUUCACAAGGGAACCUUAUUCCAUCGGCAACCUCGCUCCUGGAAACAACAUCCGUCGCGCCCUUGUCAAGUGUCACACUAGGAGGUGGGCUCUCGACCUCUGAGGAGGCCUCGCCAUCAGUUAACUCUAUUGCAUCGACUGCUCCUGGUCCACAGACUACCGCUGACCAAACCACUGCUGCGGUACCAGCCACCACGCCGUCCAACCUCGCAUCCCCAAGCUCGUCGCCAAACACACUAGCGGCUCAAACUACGCCUCAAGCGGCACCGUCUGGAACCACGCCGUCGGUCCUACCACCAUUGCCUACUCUUGGUUCAAUUGGUCUACCUAGCGUUGGACUACCUAGCGUUGGUCUACCUAGCUUGUCCUGCCCAUACAUCCCGUCAACUUGGUUGGCGAUAAGUCCCUCCGGCGUCUCUGCCAUUGCGCGGACGGUCACGUUCCCAUCCGGCUGUAUCGUACCGCCUCUUCAAUGA